CGCAUCACUUGAUUUCGUAUCGAUUUUUUUCGGCUUACACACUUGAAGCUUAUUAGAAUUUCGCAAAUUUAAGAAAAUACCCAAACAUGCCUAAGCGAGAAGGUGAAGCAGAAACUAUAGAAAGUCAGGAGUCAAAGAAACAAACUGUCGAAUUUAAGAAGCCAAUAGAUAUGAUGGAUUGGAUCGAAACUUCGAAGGACUCGUUCAAACCUCCAGUGUGCAACAAACUUAUGUAUGGUGCUGGACAGUUGAAGGUCAUGUUUGUCGGAGGACCUAAUGUCAGGAAGGAUUACCAUAUUGAGGAAGGAGAAGAGCUAUUCUAUCAAGUCAAAGGUGACAUGGUUUUAAAAGUGCUUGAAAAAGGAGUUCCAAAGGAUAUACCUAUCAAAGAGGGCGAGAUGUUCUUAUUACCAAGUAGAAUCCAUCACUCCCCUCAACGUUUUGAAAAUACUAUAGGCUUGGUAAUCGAGAGAGAAAGACUGAAAGAUGAGUUUGAUGGUCUUAGGUAUUUUUGUGAGGAUGGAGUCACUGUUUUGUGGGAAAAGUGGUUUCACUGUGUGGACCUAGGUACUCAGUUAGGACCAGUCAUUAAAGAAUACUUUGCAUCAGAACCUCACAAGACUGGAGUGCCAGAUCCAGACAAUAUUUGGAAAAAGCCUCCACUUGAAGUUGACACAGAAACUGAAUUGAAGGCGCCGUUUUCUUUAAAGGAGUGGCUGAAAAAUAACAAGAAGGAAAAUGGUAAGAAGGCCAUCUCAACAGAAGGCGAGUUGAAGAUACAUGUACAUGAAGAAGGUGAAGAGAAAGCAUAUUCUGAAGGUGAAACAUGGUUUUGGCAAAUGGAAGGCGAGGCAUCUUUGACUGUUGGUGAGGCGACCAGACAGCUAAAGAAAAAUGAUGUAGCUUUGAUUCCUGCUGGCUCAAAUUAUAAGAUCAAGAUCAAUGCUGAAUCUGUUGGUUUGAGUGUUAUUAUGGAUCCUCUUGCCAACAAAGAUUGAACAAAAGCAUCCAUGGAAGCACUAUAAAAUCAUUUGUAAUACAAAAACUAAUGUACGUCUAAAGGUAAUCUUUUUUAGGAACAGUUAGCAUACAAUGCAAAAAUAGAACUCUUUUCAUUAAAGUCAUACAAAUGAAUAGUUGGUUUAUAAGUAUUAAAUUGCAAUUGAAAAUGCUCGUACCGAUGUAUUUUCAUUUUUUGGGACAUUUUGAUAAGAAAAGGUACAAGAGUUAUAUUGUAAUAUGAACAAAUCAGGAAAAUCAUCUUUUUUGUAAUCAACCUUGGCUUUGAAUACAAUGACAAUUAGUAAAAUCUUUGUUUUAUCCUUAA
Molecule: messenger RNA, 1327 nt
Organism: Exaiptasia diaphana
Lineage: Eukaryota; Metazoa; Cnidaria; Anthozoa; Actiniaria; Aiptasiidae
Product: 3-hydroxyanthranilate 3,4-dioxygenase
Exons: 12
Coding region: 87-998 (303 amino acids)
Biological process (GO): quinolinate metabolic process; 'de novo' NAD+ biosynthetic process from L-tryptophan
Cellular component (GO): cytoplasm
Molecular function (GO): 3-hydroxyanthranilate 3,4-dioxygenase activity; iron ion binding
Source: RefSeq, a predicted model, not a curated record